UUGUUAUCCAUUUCAUGUGGCCAAUGGAAAAUCCUCCAUUUUCUCUCUCUAAAUCCCUCUCUCUCUCUCCUCCCCUGCUUCUUCUCUCACCAUCACUCUCCCUCUCCAUUUCUCUUCUACUUCCUCCUUCCAAUGGCCGUCAAUUCCACUAAUCUCACUUCCCAUUUUGCCCCCACAUUCCGCCGGACCCACCCCAUCUCUGCACCAUGCACCGCCGCCCUGCCCCUUCUGAAACCCGCCAUUCACCGCUCCCUUUUCGCUUCUCCUCCGCCCGCUUCCCGCAAAAUCUCCUGCAAAGCCUCCGAGAUCUCGGUGGCCGAGGAAUCCUCCGCGUCUGGUAACUGGGUGCCGGUGGUUCCGUUGUCGGCGCUGCCCAGAGGGGAGCGGCGCGUGAUUAUUCAGGGCGGUGAAACUAUUUUGCUUCUUUGGUAUAAGGAUAAGAUUUUUGCUAUUGAGAAUCGGUCCCCUGCUGAAGGUGCUUACACUGAAGGUCUCCUCAAUGCCAAGCUCACUAAGGAUGGCUGUAUUGUCUGUCCAACGACAGAUAGCACAUUUGACCUCCAAACUGGAGACAUCAAGGAAUGGUAUCCAAAGAACCCAGUCCUCAGAGUCCUCACACCAGCCUUAAGGAAGCUUUUCAUAUACCCUGUUAAAACUGAUGAAGACAACAUCUAUAUCAACAUGAGAGGAAAUGUAAUAUCAGAUUCAUCUGCUGAGAUUGUCUUCAGUGGGAAAGCUCAACCUGGUGUAACUGCAACUGAUGUCAAUGUGGACGAGGUGAAAAUGGUGGUUGAUGAAGAUCUUGAAGGGUUUGGCUUCACCGGAAAGAAUGAAGUGAUAAAUGGAAAGGCAGCAGUGAUUGGCUUCUUGUUGUUGUUGGAUUUUGAGCUCCUAACUGGUAAGGGUCUUCUCAAGGGAACUGGUUUCUUGGACUUCAUUUAUUCUGUUUCAGAUGCUUUCAAAUAGAUGUAAGUUCAAUUCUUUUCUGGUUGGGAAAUAUCAUAUCUGUUCUUGUAUACUAUACACAUACACAGCAAGAAAUUAGAUGGCUGUUGUUGAAGCAAAACAAAUGUUCCAUUCUUUUAUUGAAGUUUACAGAUGAACUCAAAAA
Benincasa hispida (wax gourd) is the source of this 1111-nucleotide messenger RNA. RefSeq names its product Rieske (2Fe-2S) domain-containing protein. Lineage: Eukaryota; Viridiplantae; Streptophyta; Magnoliopsida; Cucurbitales; Cucurbitaceae. Gene Ontology annotation, molecular function: 2 iron, 2 sulfur cluster binding; nitrite reductase [NAD(P)H] activity. The record is from RefSeq and is a predicted model, not a curated record.